GUAAGACUUCUCGUCUGCCUUCUUCGUCUACCUUCUUCGUCUCUUCCUCUCCCUCGAUCGAUCUCGUUUCGACCUACUUUUAGCUGGGUAUUUUUUUUUCUUCUGAUUUUUAGUACGAUGUAGUGAUCUCUAUUUUCUAUUAUUUUGCGAUUUUUCUUCCCCCCCCCAAUAAUCAAGAAUAUUGGAGAGCAUUCGUUGAAACCCUAUCCCUAGAUCGGCUUCCGGAUUUCGUUCUCACCUCCAUAUGUACCUAAAUUUCUCGUAGCAGACGCAUCUGUUACUUUUUCUUUUGGUUUUUUCCUCUUGGGCGCAGCUCGAGUUCUUGAUUUUUGUUGUCUCUAAAGAAAGACGAAGAUUCUUGAAUAGUUCAAUGCUGAAUCUCAUAGAUUGUGACGAAGAUUCUUAUCUCAUAGAUUGUGACGAGGAUUCUUAUCUCGUAGAUUGUUCUUUUUUAUGAUGUGCUCAAGAUUCUGAGGAUAUCUUGGAGCCAUGGUUUUCUUCAGAAGUGUUGCGGUGCUCUCGAAGCUCCGUUCUCGUCUUGCCCAGCAGUCUACUUCACUGGCUUCUGCGCGGUGGUUUCAAACCCAGAGCGCUGCAGAUCUUGAUCUUCAUUCUCAGUUGAAGGAUUUGAUUCCGGAGCAACAGGAGCGCUUGAAGAAACUGAAAGCAGAAAAUGGAAAAGUUCAACUCGGAAAUAUCACUGUUGAUAUGGUUAUUGGUGGAAUGAGAGGAAUGACUGGUUUGCUAUGGGAGACAUCUUUACUUGAUCCAGAUGAGGGCAUUCGGUUUAGGGGCCUCUCUAUUCCUGAAUGUCAGAAACUGCUGCCUGCUGCGAGUCCUGGGGGGGAGCCUUUGCCUGAGGGUCUUCUGUGGCUUCUUUUGACUGGCAAGGUGCCAAGCAAAGAACAAGUUGAUGCACUAUCAAAAGAACUGCACAGUCGCUCAAAAGUUCCAGAUAAUGUUUACAAGGCAAUCAAUGCUCUUCCGGCAACAGCUCAUCCAAUGACACAGUUUACCACUGGUGUUAUGGCACUGCAGGUUGAAAGUGAAUUUCAGAAGGCAUAUGAUAAAGGGUUAUCUAAAUCAAAGUUCUGGGAGCCGACAUAUGAGGACUCUAUGAACUUAAUUGCACGAGUUCCAGUUGUGGCUUCUUUUAUUUAUCGAAGGAUUUACAAGGAGGGACAAAUCAUACCCGCGGAUCGUUCUCUGGAUUAUGGUGCAAAUUUUUCUCACAUGCUGGGAUAUGAUGAUCCAAAAAUGCUGGAGUUGAUGAGACUUUAUGUAACAAUUCACAGUGACCAUGAGGGUGGGAAUGUUAGUGCACAUACUGCUCAUCUGGUUGCUAGUGCUCUGUCAGAUCCAUACCUUUCAUUUGCAGCUGCACUUAACGGUUUGGCUGGCCCACUCCAUGGUUUGGCUAAUCAGGAAGUGCUUUUAUGGAUCAAAUCCGUGGUAGAAGAGUGUGGAGAAAACAUUACAACUGAACAGUUGAAAGACUAUGUCUGGAAGACUUUAAAUAGUGGCAAGGUUGUUCCUGGAUAUGGGCAUGGAGUUCUACGUAAAACGGAUCCAAGAUAUACAUGCCAAAGGGAAUUUGCGUUGAAGCAUUUACCUGAUGAUCCAUUGUUCCAGCUGGUUUCAAUGUUGUAUGAAGUUGUUCCUCCGAUACUUACUCAGCUAGGCAAGGUCAAGAAUCCAUGGCCCAAUGUUGAUGCUCAUAGUGGAGUCUUGCUGAACCAUUUUGGUUUGUCUGAAGCAAGGUAUUACACUGUUCUAUUUGGUGUCUCAAGAAGCAUAGGGAUAAGCUCCCAGCUUAUAUGGGAUCGUGCUCUUGGAUUACCGCUCGAGAGGCCAAAGAGUGUGACCAUGGAAUGGCUUGAAAACUACUGCAAGAAAGCUGCUUGAGCGUAUAAGCAUCAUAAUUGGAGAUAAUUCACCACGCUGAUUUUCUUGUGCAAUAAGAGAAACAGGGGGCACAACAGGCGAGCCUUGCAUGUGUUGUUUAAGCGGAAAGAAUAAUUUGGGCAGCAUUCUUUUCUUAUGUAGCAGUUAGAAACUUUUGAUGGCCAUCCAUCUCCAGUCACACUGAUUGGACCUCAUGCUAUAGCCACUUGGAUCCUGAGAGUUAAGGAAAGUUUGAGCUCAAUUUUGUCGAUCUAAUAUCCAUUGGAUCAAACUUGUUCCCCUGUGAUCCUGAGGUUUGAACUCGUUGAGUGAUUCAAUGUAUUCUUUUGCUAUUACUGUUUUCCUUUUUUGCCCCCUUGGAAGUUGGAAACACUGCCCGAAGGAAGUUUAGGUGGUAGCCCUUUGCGAUUCCUGGAAGGAAUCAUUCGAUGCAUAAUAUAUUUUUGAAUUUUUACAA
This is a messenger RNA of Phoenix dactylifera (date palm), 2362 nucleotides long. Its product is annotated as citrate synthase, mitochondrial. Gene Ontology annotation, biological process: tricarboxylic acid cycle; carbohydrate metabolic process; citrate metabolic process. Gene Ontology annotation, cellular component: mitochondrial matrix. The record is from RefSeq and is a predicted model, not a curated record. NCBI's taxonomy places the organism in Eukaryota, Viridiplantae, Streptophyta, Magnoliopsida, Arecales, Arecaceae.